CAUUGUACUGGGAGUGUGCCUUCCGCACGAUGUCAACAAUGUGUAAAAUGUGUUUUACUACAGCUUGGAUUUAGCUUUCUUCAGUAUAUGUGGUUGCAGUUUUUUGUUGCUCUAUAACAGUGAUACAUAUUAUAACAUUUUAAAAGGCAAUUAGCUAAAGAAAAAGGUCGCGAGUAUCUGAAGACUGAAGCCUGAAGGCUCAACAAAAAUAUAAGUUACGGAUGUGCAUGUACCGAUACAUGUAGUCAUACUACUACCGCUAGGUCCUUAAUGCCCACUAUGUUUCCAGAGCCAGACGUUAUCACAGUGACGGUAUACAUUCUUUCCAUACUGCUGGGACUGGUUUUGUACCGGUUUAUGGUAUGGUAUAUGCAGAUCCUGGUCAAGGUUGCUUUUAUUGACCAAUUCCCUGGACCUCCUAAACAUUGGUUGUGGGGAAAUUUGCAUCAGCAUCCAGGCAUGAAUGAUGCCUGUUUGAAGUGGAUACUGCAGCUGACAGAACAACACAAGACUGCCUUUCGUUAUUGGUUUGGCCCCUUUAAAGUGUGUGUGGCUGUGGUCCACCCAGACACUGUCAAAGUAAUACUGAACAGCACCGAGCCCAAGACUUCCUUGGGAGGAUAUAACCUUAUGCAGGACUGGCUAGGAAAUGGCCUCCUGCUUAGUAAAGGAGAACUGUGGCAUCGUAAUCGCAAGCUGAUUUCUCCUGGUUUUCACUUUGAUGUACUUAAGCCAUAUGUUAACAUUUACAACAGAACAGUAGAAGUUUUUAUGGAGAAAAUGUCAGCAGCUGCCAGUCUAGGUACCAGUUUUGAAGUGUCGUCACCUUUAGGACUGUGCACCCUGGACACCAUGUUACAGUGCGCUUUUUCUGUUCAAGAAAAAAUUCAGGAGCAAGGUGACUCUCAUCCUUUCAGUAAAGCCACUGCUAUGUUAUGCAGACUAGUAUUAGAUAGAGCAUUAUGA
Molecule: messenger RNA, 966 nt
Organism: Lingula anatina
Lineage: Eukaryota; Metazoa; Brachiopoda; Lingulata; Lingulida; Lingulidae
Product: cytochrome P450 4A25-like
Molecular function (GO): monooxygenase activity; oxidoreductase activity, acting on paired donors, with incorporation or reduction of molecular oxygen; heme binding
Source: RefSeq, a predicted model, not a curated record